AUGUCUGUUGUCGCCUCUAACACGGCCGGCGAGCAGGCAUUGUGCCAUCAUGGAAGUCCCCAGCGAGACUGCGAUGCCCCGCUCAACGGGUCUUCCAAGCCGGCUGGUGUCAAGUUUUCUCUGAACGACCUCAGACUAGGCGAAAGCUUUGAUACAAUCAAGCUCGACGUCGGACUCCUAGCGUGGCACAUUGGCCACUUCCCCAAGGAACACGGGGCGGCUGGUGAAAGGGUCAGCGAAGAUGACCUUUACGCGAUUCUGGAACUGUCUCAAAACAUAGGAAACAACGUUGACAAAAUUUUUGCCCUUCGAAAUCAGAAUGCGAUCCCAACAGAGAGCGAAAGCAUACAAGAAGAGCCCAUUAGUCCUGGAGAAAGCCAAUAUCAUCAGCCGCACCCUUUGGAGAAUACAUGCCCCAGGAGAAGGAGGAGCGAAGAUUCAAGCCCGGGCCCACGAAUUCCCGCAAAGCGACAGCGAAGCAUUGCCUGCUGCCGGACAUGCUUGACCGACCAAACACCGAAAUGGCGAAAUGGCCCAGCUGGCCCUGGGACUCUGUGCAAUGUGUGUGGCUUAAUAUAUGCGAAGCGACGGGGAAGAAUUCGCGCCGCGAAAGACGCACCGAAGCAGCCCUCGUCUUGCUAG
Molecule: messenger RNA, 642 nt
Organism: Metarhizium robertsii ARSEF 23
Lineage: Eukaryota; Fungi; Ascomycota; Sordariomycetes; Hypocreales; Clavicipitaceae
Product: Zinc finger, GATA-type
Exons: 2
Coding region: 1-642 (213 amino acids)
Biological process (GO): regulation of DNA-templated transcription
Molecular function (GO): sequence-specific DNA binding; zinc ion binding
Source: RefSeq, a predicted model, not a curated record